Molecule: messenger RNA, 634 nt
Organism: Octopus bimaculoides (California two-spot octopus)
Lineage: Eukaryota; Metazoa; Mollusca; Cephalopoda; Octopoda; Octopodidae
Source: RefSeq, a predicted model, not a curated record
CGGAAGCACCUGUUACAAUAAUUGUAUUAAUUAAAGGAAAUGAAUGUUUGGAACACAGUAUGAGCAAACGUUGUAUCUAACACUGAUAGCCACGAUGAAAUGUCGUCUAGGUAUAUUUCUUCUCAUCGCUGGUGUUGAUGCAGUGACCCAGUUUUGUAGGGACACAGUCAAUGAUCUUUGCCCUGACAUCUUUAGAAUAUAUCCUAAAUCUCAACCAGAUAGGAACUAUUGCAAGCGCGUUAAACUAAUUGUGAAAUGUUAUGCAACAAUCUUUGAGACGUGUGGGGUUGAAUUCAAAAUAGAGUAUAUCGUUAAAUGCAAUAGCAAGUCAUAUCAAGAGAUUCCGAGAUCAAUAAUACUUCGAUAUAAAUUGACAACCACUACUGCAACUCCUCAACAGACCCGAACUACGGCCAUCACAACAACUAGAACUUUAAUUCAUAAAGCCAUCAGAACUACGAUUCCGCCUGUUAAGAGUAAGCGAUGGGGCUGCAUAGGAUAUGUGUGGUACCUUGUAUAUUCAUCUUGUAUUAAAGGAUAUGACAUACAUAGACACUCUAAGUAACAUGAAACUAUUUAAUAAGCUGCGAAUAUACAUACAUACAAAUAUACAUACAUAUAAUAUAUAUAUAUA